GAGAGGAACAUUACAAUUGCAUCUCUGCCCUGCAUAAGUCUAUGAGAGGCUCAGAUGAAAAUGCUUCCCUUUACUGGCUUGCUCGAAUGCUUGAAGGUGGUGAGGAUCCGCUCUAUGUGGCAAGGAGGCUGGUGAGGUUUGCAAGUGAAGAUAUAGGGCUGGCAGAUCCUCUGGCUUUAACACAAGCAGUUGCUGCUUAUCAAGGUUGUCAUUUUAUUGGAAUGCCAGAAUGUGAGGUCAUUCUAGCACAAUGUGUCGUGUACUUUGCCAGAGCACCAAAGUCUAUAGAGGUGUACAGGGCAUAUAGCAAUGUCAAAGAAUGUCUGAGGAUGCACACAGGACCUCUGCCGCCUGUUCCGCUGCACCUGAGAAACGCCCCAACACGGCUCAUGAAGAACCUGGGCUACGGUAAAGGCUAUAAGUAUAACCCCAUGUACAAGGAGCCUGUAGAGCAGGACUAUCUACCAGAGGAGCUGAAAGGAACAGACUUUUUCGAGGAACGAAAGACGUGA
Messenger RNA from Mesitornis unicolor (brown roatelo), 512 nucleotides. RefSeq names its product ATPase WRNIP1-like. The annotation marks the transcript as partial. Gene Ontology annotation, molecular function: DNA binding; single-stranded DNA helicase activity; enzyme activator activity. NCBI's taxonomy places the organism in Eukaryota, Metazoa, Chordata, Aves, Mesitornithiformes, Mesitornithidae. Gene Ontology annotation, biological process: regulation of DNA repair; DNA-templated DNA replication. Gene Ontology annotation, cellular component: nucleus. The transcript is spliced from 3 exons. The record is from RefSeq and is a predicted model, not a curated record.